AUGCAUUGGUUAGUUAUUUUCACCCUCUUGGGCCUUGCCAGCCUGUCAGCUGCGCAUAGUCCUCUACCAAAACUUGCCGGAGGACGGAGACUGCUGUCAGAGCUCAGGGGAAAGAGGAUCUCAGCCAAACAAACUUCCCAGACACGAAUGGCUCAUGUGCUUGAUGAGAUAGUCAGGAUCGACAAAAGGGAUGCCGCUGACACCAAUGACUCAGGCGGCGGCAAGAGUGGGAAAUGUGGUUCAGGUCGUGGCACUUGUGCAGCUGGGUAUUGUUGUUCUGCGGAAGGAUGGUGUGGCCUGGGGAUAGACUACUGCGAGGCACCGGAUUGCCAGAUCAAUUAUGGUCCAGGUUGCGACGCGAAUCAAAAGCCGAGUGGGGUUGAUACUUCCUCUAUUGCAAGGAAAAGAGUCGGAAAUGUAGAAUAUGGAGGACUUGGAAUUUACGAUUGCGUCAAUGAGGGUGACAUUGCAAUGACCUUCGAUGAUGGCCCCUGGAACUACACCAGCGACCUCCUGGAUAAACUCAAGGACUAUGGGGCAAAAGCCACUUUCUUCAUCACGGGUAACAACAUUGGGAAAGGUCCUAUCAAUGACCCUGACUUGCCGUGGAAGGCUGUCAUUCAGCGAAUGGCCGCCGAGGGCCACCAAGUCGCGAGUCACACUUGGUCGCACCAGAAUUUCAGCGAACUGACAACAACUCAAGCUCAAAACCAGAUGAUCUGGAAUGAGAUUGCGCUGAACGAUAUUUUGGGGUACAUCCCAACUUACAUGAGGCCUCCAUUUUCCAUUUGUGAAGAUGAAUGCGAGUCCAUGCUGUAUGAUCUAGGCUACCAUGUCAUCUAUUUCGAUCUAGACACAGAGGGUUAUUUAAAUGACGACCCAACCCUAAUCCAAGCCAGCAAGGAUAUUUGGGAUGAGAAUGUCGACAACUCGGAUGCGUGUGAUGCCAACUUCCUGCAGAUCGAGCACGACAUCCAUUGGCAGACUGUCUACAAUUUAACAGACUACUUUCUCGAGUCCCUCUUUAGCUACGGCUUCCGCUCUGUAACUGUUGGAGAAUGUCUUGGUGAUCCACCGGCGAACUGGUACAGAGCUGGCAGCUCCUCAGUUCCGGCGUACACUUUCCCGGUGAAAUCUCCUACGGUUUCGCUUGAUUGUGGUGAGGCUGCCAUGGCGAAACGAACGACUGUUGGACAGGCCGCUGACUCGUCGACAGGCGCGAGUCCCACCCCAACCGGAGGCGCAGUCGUCAGUGAAGACGGAGACUGCGGCAAUGGCAUCACUUGUGUAGGCUCUGAAUUCGGCAACUGCUGUUCGCAAUACGGCUACUGUGGAAACACCACCGAUUACUGCGACCAAGGCUGCCAGCCUGCUUGGGGUUCUGGAUGUCUAAGUAGUUCUUCGUCUGCUCCUAGUACUAGCGCGCCUACUUCUACUAGUAAGAGCACCUCUGUGACUACCACAUCACCCUCUACCACAAGCACGACUACCAAAUCACCCUCUACCACAAGCACGACUACCACUAAGACGACGUCGGCCACUUCUUCGUCGACUACUGUUACUGUCCCAAGCACGACCAGCACUCGGACGACUUCUACCACUAAGACCAGCACAUCUUCGUCCACCUCCACAUCAAGGUCCACCUCCAGGUCGACUUCCACUUCCACAUCUCGUUCUACCACGAGGACUAGCACUACAACUGCUACCAGCCCAACACCAACGAUUCUAGUUCCAAGUGAGGACGGAACCUGUGGUCCUGGAACCGGAUAUACUUGUCGUAGUAGCAAAUUCGGCCUUUGCUGUACUCUAGACGGUCAAUGCGCGUUGCUCUGCCUACUGACCGGAUGCCAGCCCGAUUAUGGAACAUGUGCGGUCUUGGUCGGGCCUGGUGGUGGUGAAGAAGCCGGCGAGACGUGAUCGACACAUUAGAAAAGAAGAAAAGCGUGCUAAAAUGUUGGGGUUGUUAUUGAGAAAUUUGAGAAUUGCAUACAUACUAAAAGUAAUGUUUCAAGUAAGAUAAAAUCCAUCUUGUCAAGUGGCGCGUUUCAAAAUUCGUGGAGAGACUGUCUAAUUCCCACACACCUGUCCAUCUUUCAAGUCGAAUAAAUCUUACCGAAGUUCGUGAAACUUUGAUGCCAGUGCCCUUAGAGACAUUACUAGUAACAACGACAUGAAAGGUAACCUCCGGCAUGCUUUAUUUGGCAACGGUGGACUUAUGCAGUGGUCUUGUAAUAUAUAAGCUUACCCCUUUCAUUCGCGAUCGCGUCAGAUUCGAUGUAUAGCUCCGAGUGUUUCG
This is a messenger RNA of Truncatella angustata, 2296 nucleotides long. RefSeq lists its product as uncharacterized. The transcript is spliced from 5 exons. Gene Ontology annotation, biological process: carbohydrate metabolic process. The coding region runs from base 1 to 1917 and encodes 638 amino acids. Gene Ontology annotation, molecular function: hydrolase activity, acting on carbon-nitrogen (but not peptide) bonds; chitin binding. Lineage: Eukaryota; Fungi; Ascomycota; Sordariomycetes; Amphisphaeriales; Sporocadaceae. The record is from RefSeq and is a predicted model, not a curated record.